This is a messenger RNA of Penicillium salamii, 1656 nucleotides long. NCBI's taxonomy places the organism in Eukaryota, Fungi, Ascomycota, Eurotiomycetes, Eurotiales, Aspergillaceae. The record is from the annotation of a GenBank genome assembly.
AUGGAAGAAAUGGAAGAAUUAAGCCAUUGGAACGACUGGCCUACUGACAAAGGCUUCGAUCCUGAAUACGAGCAACGCGAGCCAGUCGAGCUAGCAGUGACCGGGACCAUACCAGCCUACACCGCAGGAGUGUUGUAUCGCACGGGUCCAGGGAAAAGUCACAUCAAAGCCGACAAUGGAGAGACUCUCCAGAUCUCUCAUUGGUUUGACGGCUUCACCCAGAAUCAUCGAUUUCAGAUCGUCGCGGAUGAUCUCAAUGGAUCCUCACGAGUCUUCUACAAUUCCCGCUUUUCAACCGAUGAUUUGAUUCAAAAGGCCAUCGAAACAGGAUCCCUGAAAGGACUGGGCUUUGCAGAAGGUCGUGAUCCCUGCCAGAGUGUUCUGGGCAAGGUUCAAAGUGAAUUUAUUCCUCAACCCACCCCUUCAAGCAAGAACGUUGGCGUGACUCUUUCGAUCAAUUUCCCUGGCUUGGAUAACAAAGACAAAAACGACUCGAGUUCUCGCUGGAACAACCCUCAAGGAGUCCGAACUCUGUAUGCCAAGACAGACUACAAUGCCUUUCAGAAGAUCGAUCCGGAAACACUGGAGCCUCUCGGUCUUGCAUCACAGCUAGAUCUACACCCCGAACUGAAAGGCCCAGUUACCGCAUCUCAUACUCGCUCUGACCCCACCACUGGAGACGUCUUCAACUAUAACCUCACACUGGGAUCAGCAUGUACGUAUCGCGUGUUCAAGGUCUCAGCAGCAACUGGAGAGACAACAAUCCUGGCGACAUUUGAUGCACAGCCUGCCUACCUCCAUUCGUUGCUCAUCACCGAGGACCAUGUCAUCCUCUGUAUUUGGAACGCACAUCUUGAUCCACGGAAGAUGGCUGAGUCCUUCAUGCAUGCAAUCCUGCCUACAGAUCCCACCCAGCCGGCGCUCUGGUAUGUCAUUGACCGCAAAGGGGACAAUGGAUUGAUUGCGACAUACGAAAGCCCUGCAUUCUUCUGCUUCCACACCAUCAAUGCAUGGAUCGAGCCUUCGGAAAAGGACGCAUCUCAAAUCGACAUUGUUGCAGAUCUAGUGAGAGCCGACAACACGGACCUGAUCCAUAGCCUCUACUACAAAAACCUGAUAUCCUCUCUGGAUACAGCCAAGAGUUUCCAAAACAACAGAUCCGAGUCUAUCAAGACAUCGAUCACCCGCUUCCGCCUACCUUCCGUGCCGCGAACCCCGUCUACAGAUGUAAAGAAGGCAACCCUUGAAUGGUCUGACCUCAAAUUCCUGUCCCCAGAGCUACCGACAAUCAAUCCAGCCAAGGGUACCCGGAAGCACCGAUACGUUUAUGCUGUGACCAUGCGCGGCAUGGGUACUCUGACAGAUGGUAUCAUGAAACUUGACUGUGACACCAGGGAAGGCCAUGUCUGGAUAUCUCGUGGGGACUCGCCCGGGGAGCCCAUCUUUGUCGCCGACCCUGAAGGUACAAACGAAGACGAUGGUGUACUGCUCAGCGUGGUGCUUGAUGGAAGUCGUGGUAAAAGCUAUUUGCUCUGUCUUGACGCUCGGAACUUGUUGAAGCUUGGUCAGGCCAACAUUGACGGCGCUGUUGGGUUGGGUUUCCACGGCCAGCAUGUCCCAGCCGCUGUGGGAAUGCCAACUGGUGACUAUUACUAG